Messenger RNA from Alternaria atra, 2349 nucleotides. RefSeq lists its product as uncharacterized. The transcript is spliced from 7 exons. Gene Ontology annotation, molecular function: phosphate transmembrane transporter activity. The coding region runs from base 1 to 2349 and encodes 782 amino acids. Gene Ontology annotation, cellular component: membrane. Lineage: Eukaryota; Fungi; Ascomycota; Dothideomycetes; Pleosporales; Pleosporaceae. The record is from RefSeq and is a predicted model, not a curated record. Gene Ontology annotation, biological process: transmembrane transport; phosphate ion transport.
AUGGAAUGGAAGGUUAAACAGCAGGGCACGGACCCGCCACAACAUCCUGACUGGUGGCGACAAAGUAAAGAGGAUGCAGCCAGAGAGUAUACCAGUCAGAACCAUGGCCUCGGUCAACAGCCCACAGAACAAGCCGCAGAUGUAGAAAUGACAGAUUUAGGUACAGCAACAGCGCCUCUCAUUCAGGACACCCAACAAACCGACACCUGCUUUGAUAGCUAUAUCUCCAACUUUGCGGGCCAAGGAAGGCAAAUGGGAUACCACGGACUAGCAUACGCCGUUCUAGUCAGCGUAUAUAACACGCCGAAUGAUAACCGCCGGGUACAGCGGCUCGAUGUUAUCGUCGAUCAGACCUUGAAGCGUCUCAAGGGUCGCCGUCCUGCAUCCUGGUGGGCUCUGUCCCUGAUCUCCCUGGUGCUCGUCUGGCUAGAGAUUGGAAUGGCUUUCAUGAUCUCCUACAACGUUCCAACGCAUCUAUCUCCGUUGCCAGUUAUGUUCUCAUUUGGACGCGUUGGGAAUGCAGCUUACCGAGAUAUACCUGGAGUCUAUACCCAUAUCGCGGACCCUAAUGAGCGCCGGCGGAUGGCCCUCGCUGAGGUAGAUAAAGCACCAUUUGGAUGGUAUCACAUACGACUAGCAGUUGUGACUGGGAUUGGGUUCUUUACCGAUGCCUACAGUCUAUUUGCCAUAAACCUUGCCGUCAUUUUAUUAGGGAUCGUAUACUGGCAAGAUGAGGAACAUAAAGGAGUCAUGCCUCAUGAUGCCGAUACAGCGAUCAAGGUCGCAACGUCCGCUGGCGCCAUUUUCGGUCAAUGUAUCUUCGGAUAUAUGGGCGACCUUCUAGGAAGAAAGAAAAUGUAUGGGGUAGAGCUGAUGAUCAUUAUCGGCACAACACUUGCACAAUCGCUUUGUGGAGAGUCGGCGACUGUUUCAAUUGUGGGUGUGCUCAUCUUCUACAGAGUUGUAAUGGGAAUCGGUGUCGGUGGCGACUAUCCACUCAGUGCGGUCAUCACAGCAGAGUUCGCCAGUACCAGAUACCGCGGUGGUAUCAUCGCAGCCGUCUUCGCCAUGCAAGGCCUUGGUCAACUCGCAGCCGCCUUAGUAACCCUCAUCGUAGUCAUAAUCUUCAAAGACGACCUAAUCGGUGUAGCCAAUGUGGGAGAAUGUAUAGGGCAGUGUGCCAUGCGUGUCGAUAAGAUGUGGCGUAUCAUCAUUGCCUUUGGCGGAAUCCCCGGAUGGUUCGCACUAUACUAUCGGCUCACAGUACCGGAAACGCCACGAUACACGUUCGAUGUGCUGUACGAUGUCGAGAAAGCCUCGGUCGAUGCACGUAAAUACCGCUAUGGCAAGCAGGGCAAUGUAGUAAACCCUGUUAUGCAGGCGAAGACGCGUAGUGAAAUGGCCAAGUACAAGACGCCGCGACCUACAUUGAUGGAAGUACUACGUUUCUACUCGCAGAAACGUCAAGCCAUCCGCUUAUUCGGCACUUCGAUGUCCUGGUUCUUCCUAGACCUAGCCUUUUAUGGCCUUGGAUUCUCCUCUGCCUCUUUGAUGUCCACAAUGGGCUUCGAUCAACGCGCAAAUCUCUAUCUCUACCUGCGCAACACAGCCACGGGCCAAAUCGUUCUUAUCUGCGCCGGCGCCCUUCCAGGAUACUGGCUCACCGUUUUUACUGUCGAUACCAUCGGCCGCAAACCCAUCCAGAUAGCCGGAUUUGGCAUCUUAACCAUCAUCUUCUGCGUCCUCGGCUUCGCCUGGCAAGGCCUCACAAAGACUCACCUAUUAGCGCUAUACGUGCUAGCACAGUUCUUCUUCAACUUCGGGCCAAACGCCACAACGUUCAUCACACCGGCAGAAAUUUUCCCUACAAGAGUACGGUGUACAGGUCAUGGAUUUAGUGCCGGAAUGGGUAAGCUAGGUGCGGUGUUUGCGCAGAUCUUCUUUGCGCCCAUGAUCAAGAGGGGGGCUACGCAUGAUAAUCCGACGCCUUGGAUCCAUGGCGUGAUGCAGAUUUUUGCGCUUUUCAUGUUUCUGGGUAUGUUGACUAGUUUCCUUGUUCCAGAAUCGAAAGGAGCGAGACUGGAGGAAUUGGCUGGCGAGAAAGAAGAUGUGUAUGAGUUGCAGGCUAGUCAGUGGCGGAAUCGUGGGGGUGCUGCCGGGAUAGUGAGUGGAGGGGGUGCGGAUGUAGAGGGCAUGCUGGGUAACACGUCGGUUAUUAUUGCAAGGGGGAGCGGCAGUGCGAGUGCGAGGAGCGUUGAUCGAAGUAGUGAGGGAGGUUUGAGAGACGGGGAUGUGGAGAAGAAGUGGUGGCGGUUUAGACAGUCAGAGGUACAUCCUCAUGCCGUUUGA